GGUGGUUCUGCGAAAAUGGCAUUUCAACCGCCUUCUGUCUCGCAAGUUGAGCAAACCCAGCCUUACAACCUUAAUCCUUACAAGAUAAUAGUUCAACUUUAUGAAAGCGUUGAUCCACAUUUCCAAAAGUCAGCACAAGAGUACAUACAAAAUCUUCAAAAGCAGCAAUAUGCUUGGGAUUUGGCACCUCAGCUAUUAGCCUCUCAGAAAUGGGUUCGUACUGAGCUUAUUGGAUGGAUUGUCCGUCUUUCUGGUGGUUCUAAUGUUGUUGUUACAAAGCUUUGUCUGGCUCUCACCGCUUAUGCAAUACAAGCUGUGCCAGAUAUUUGGUCAAAUUUUAUACCUGACUUUUUCGAAAUGCUACAUUCCGGAGUAAUUGCUGCCCAAAAUCAGGGCCAGCCUUUAUUCUUCGAGUUACCGCUCCUAGAAUUUCUUACUGUUAUUCCUGAGGAAGUUUUACGAGCUGAUUUAAUUGGAGAGCGAAAGGCUAAAGUAUAUCAGGAACUCACUAAUUCCAUCCCAAGAGUGUUUUCGACAUUGCAAUCUUUACUAUCUGAAUACUACGGCCAUCCAGAACGCGAUUUAAUAUUAAAACAAAAAUGCCUACGAUGUCUACAAAGCUGGAUUUUAUACGGUGUCCCAUUUGAAUCUCUUUAUCUACUUAUUGAUAAUGUAAUAAAUCUUUUUUCGCUUGAAUCAACUAAUGACGCUGCAACUGAAGUAUUAGUGGAAUUCAUAUCGCAACCUCGCAUCACAAUGUAUCAAAAUACCGUGUGUGAGAAGAUGCUUAGUUGCAUGACUAGUGACUGGGCUAAAGCCCAAAUGGUUAAUGGUAAUGCACCAAUUCGAAAUAUUUGGGUUAAAAUGCGUGAGAUGCCAUUGCAAUUUUGGUAUCUACUGCAAGAACCUUUAUUUGAUCCACAUAUCAUUCCAGUUAAUAAUGUCGAUAAUAAUACUGUCAGUGGGGAGGACGCGAUUACAUCAACUUUACAGAUUACACCAGAUGAAGCUCGAAAAAUACGUGAAACAUCCUUAAUAGUGUUUCGACGACUAAUUGAGAUUUUAAGAAGUAAAAUCCAAUAUCCACCAGAUACAGAGUGGUCCGAAUGGACCAAAGAUGUAAGAGAACAGUUUAAAAUAUAUAGAAGAAACGUCGGAGAUACAGUUACGAAUUCAUAUUACGUGUUGCAGGAUCAAAUGCUAGCAUUCUUUGUAGAUCUCGCAAUUACGCAAUUGAAUUUACCAGGAAGAAAUCCAAGUCAGUGGCAGGAUCUUGAGUCAACAUUAUUUUGCAUCAAAUGUAUAGCUGAAGUUGUAGAUCAUAACGAAAAUGUUUACUUGCCUCGUUUAUUCGGCGCAGAAGUAUAUGGAAUGUUACCUUUGCAGGGACAUAUUCGACUAAGGAACACAACUCUCUCUCUUAUCGGUUCUUAUGCUGAUUGGUUUAAAUCUCAUCCCCAAUACAUAUUAUCGGCUCUCAAUUAUCUUAUACCUGCACUAAGCGACGCAGAGUUGGCACUUUCAGCUGCCACGUCAUUCAAUGAAGUGUGCGACGCAUGCCGUGAUUCAUUGGUUGGUGACAUAGAUAGUCUUGUUAACAUGUAUAUGGUCGUUGGUCCGCAUAUUCAACCUAGAGAAAAACAGAAAGUUAUUGAAUCUAUAGCCGAUGUGAUUCAAGCUUUAUCGCCUGAUAAAAUGUUGCAACCGUUACUGGUCAUUACGAAUGAUAUCAUACAGGCAAUGAGAGAAGCAGUGCUUUGUGGAAAACAGAACCCUCCGCAAUAUCGAGAAGCUGUAAUAGCACAACUAGAAUAUCUUACAUGUUGUUGUCGAGGGAUUCAACCACCUGAUGAUAAUGUUGUCAUUUUAGAUGAUAUUGGGCAUGAAAAAAACUUUUUUGUUACUAGUUCAAGUGUAGGACUUGUAAAUACUUUACUAGAAAUUAUUAGUAAUAUUGCAGAAAUAUGGUAUCAUGAUAGUGAAGUUAUAGAAAUGAUCGUACCUUUAAUUCAAAUAUCUUUUCAACGAGAUCAUCAUUCUUAUUGGCUAGACACAGCAGCUAAAGUAGUGACUAUAUAUGGUUCAAAUGAUAAGUGUGGCAAUGCUUUGAGGGAUAUGUUAGUUGCUCUUACGUCCACUACUAUACAGCAUGUUAGGAGUCAAGCCGAUAUGGAACAAUAUCCUGAUAUAGUUAGCUCCUAUUUUUCUGUUCUAACUAAAUAUCUUCAAAAAUGUCCGUUAUUAUUGUAUACAUUGCCCUCUGAUAUGUUCAAAAGCAUUUUGACAUUUUCCGUUGCAGGCUUAGGCUUACAGGAAAGGCUUGCGCUGAAGUCUGCUGUGACCUUUAUGGGAGAAUUUAUUGGACAACAUUUCAAAGAGGAACAAUUCGCGAAAGGAGGAAUUGGUGGUAGAUUACCACGGUCUUUGGUUCCCUCUCUUGCAACCAUAUUAUACAAAAUAACGGGACGUUAUAUUGAGGCCAGUAGAGAAUGGUUAAAUAUUUUGCUAUCACAGUUUAUGGUAAAUGAUUAUCAACAACUCUAUAAUUUUCUACGAAAUAUGAAGGAAAAUUUUCCAUCUCCUCACGUGGAUCAAUAUACAAAACAAAACUUUGCUAAGGCUAUUAUUGCUAUUAUUAGUACAAGAUCUUUGCAACGUUUUAAAGAUUUAGUAAAAGAAUUUUCGAUUAAAUGUCGAGACCUAGAAGAUUCUGCAUAUGGGCAUACAUGA
Cetraspora pellucida is the source of this 2730-nucleotide messenger RNA. Lineage: Eukaryota; Fungi; Glomeromycota; Glomeromycetes; Diversisporales; Gigasporaceae. The record is from the annotation of a GenBank genome assembly.